Stylophora pistillata is the source of this 2568-nucleotide messenger RNA. RefSeq names its product protein ERGIC-53. The record is from RefSeq and is a predicted model, not a curated record. Lineage: Eukaryota; Metazoa; Cnidaria; Anthozoa; Scleractinia; Pocilloporidae. Gene Ontology annotation, cellular component: COPII-coated ER to Golgi transport vesicle; Golgi membrane; endoplasmic reticulum-Golgi intermediate compartment. Gene Ontology annotation, molecular function: D-mannose binding. Gene Ontology annotation, biological process: endoplasmic reticulum to Golgi vesicle-mediated transport.
UUUAGUGUUCUCUCAAAAUGGCUUCCGUCGAAACGUUGUCCAAUCUAGGUUUCUUAUUGUUUUUAUUUCGUUUAUCUGUGGCUUCAGUGCCGGGUGAGCGUCAUGUUAAAUUCCAAUAUAAGCACAGUUUUAAAGGACCGCAUCUAGUGAAUAGAGAUGGAGCAAUUCCUUUUUGGAAUCACGGAGGAAGUGCUAUCCCCAGCGAUGAUCAGAUUAGAUUGACUCCUUCAAUGACAAAUAAAAAAGGUUAUGCAUGGACAAAAAGCACCUUUCCACAUGAGUGGUGGGAAGUAGAAGUAGCCCUGAAAGUAACUGGAAGAGGAAGGCUUGGUGGAGAUGGUGUGGCCAUUUGGUUUACAGAAACUGCAGGCACUGAAGGUCCUGCAUUUGGAAAUAUCAACACAUGGAAAGGUCUUGGUGUUUUCCUUGAUUCAUUUGACAAUGAUCAACAGGGAAACAAUCCAUUCAUUUCAGUGAUGUUAAAUGAUGGAAAUCAGAUUUAUGAUCAUAACAAAGAUGGGCAGGAUCUUCAACGUGGUGGUUGCUUACGAGACUUUCGUAAUCGACCAAAUCCAGUUAGACUAAGAAUUCGCUAUUAUGAGAAUGUGCUUACAGUGUGGGUACACAUGGGAAUGACCCCUAAACCUGAAGACUUUGAGCUCUGCACUCGACUUGAAAACAUAAGCCUAGCCAAAAAUGGCUUCUUUGGUGUGUCGGCAGCUACAGGUGGCUUAGCAGAUGACCAUGAUGUUCUUUCUUUUAUUACCCACUCUCUCACUCCACCUAAGGACACACAGGGUGAAACAGGAAUAAGUGAAGAAGAGCAGAAGAAGCUUGCAGAGCAGUAUGAAGAGUAUCAAAAGAAACUGGAGCAACAAAGAGAGGAGUACAAGACAGCUCACCCUGACAAAGUUAAAAAACCUGAAGCAGAGUAUGAGAGUGCCUAUGAAAGAGAUGUUCGUUUGGUUUAUGAAGGACAAAAUGCUCUUCAUCAAAUGAUCAGCAACCUUCACUCUAAAGUUGGUGAAUUAACAGUACAAGUAAAUACGUUAUACACAUUAGUAACAUCAGAUCAUAACCAGAUUGGCCAGGUGGUUAGACAUGAUCAAACCAUCAACAGACAAGAAGUGAACACUCUGAUUAAUAUGCAACAGCAACUCAGUUCCAAGCUGCAAGAAAUAAGUUUAAUGGGUCAAGGAGGAAACAUGGAGAGAAGAGAUGUUGGUGACUCUGCUGGUGUCAACUCUAAACUUAGUGACAUGCAGAAUGCAAUUGAGUCACUGACACACACAGUCAAUAGUGUGGCAACUAAACAACAAAUGAUGAGUGGUCAAGAGAAAAAAGAGUGCCCCCCUCCCCCACCCAUGCCACAGUGCAUAGGUCCAGGAUACUUUGUGGUUUUAAUUGUGGCUCAGUUAAUUAUGCUGAUUGGUUACAUUGGAUAUAAAAAUCAAAAGGAGGCUGCAGCCAAGAAGUUCUUUUAGGAAUUUUUGUUACAUUAUCUUGCAAAAAGGUAGUCUGUCUUACAGGCUUGGCUGGGAUGUUUGGAAUGAAAUGAAAAUUUAACUGUAUGGCUUUUGCUGUGUGUGCACUAAACUGCACACAGUAUCCAAGAAUUCAACAUACUAGGAGAUAAAGUUCCAAUUGAUAGGAGAGUUUUUUAACUUUAUGCCGCACAAAGAAUUUGAAUGUUGGCUUUUGCAAAACAGGGUUGAGCUACCUCAGCUUCUUUUUUAAAAGUUAUUGGCAUGUUACGUGAUGGCUCUUUUUUUGAAGCCUUGAAAAAGUAAUGAACUCAAGACAUUGGGAAAGCAGAAGUGAGGUCUGUCAACAUAAGUUUUCAUUUGAUGUUUAUGAAUGACUACUGGACCGAAAACUAAAAAAUGUUAUUUUUAUUCUGUAAUAUCCCAUCAAGGUGUGGUUGUUCAUUAAGAAUAAAGAACACUUUUAGGGAAAAAUUGAAAGGACUUGUUUUAAAAAUGAUAUAUUCAAGCCAAAUUGUAUUUAUCAGAUCUUAAUUGUUACUUAUACACCAAAUUCAAAUAUGGCAUCCAAUUUGAAUUACCAUUGUUCUGGACUUACUAGCCUCGUCUUCAGGUGGAAAACACAAAAGGAUUAUAACAUGUGUGAGAGGCUAGUAAGUCCAGAACAAUGGCAGUUAAAAUUGGAUGCCAUAUUUCAAUUCGGUGUAUGAAUCUUAAAUUUCCUGGGAAAAGAGUUAGGACCCUUAAAAAAACAGUGCUGUUUCUGGUGCAAUACCUAAACCAAGUUAGUUUAAUUUUAAUUAGAGAAUUUUCUCGAGGUAUUUUGGUGUUUGUCACUCAAUGUAAUGUAUUUGGAAUUGAUAUAGUUUAUCCAUUAACCUUAUCUUAAAUUAAAAAAUUUAAAGAUCUGUUAUGUACCAAGUGUGAUGUAAAAUACACAGCACUUCUACUGUACAUCACUCUAGUGCAUCAAGUUUAAAAGUUUUUGCAUCACAAGUAUUGCCAUAUGUACUACUCUCUGCAUUUACUUUAUCAACAUACACUUCUCAAACUUUCUUCAAAUAAAAAUUGUUUCAAAUCUGUU